AUGUACAAAGAAGUAACCCUAGACUGCUGGGUAUAUACCAGUUGCUUGGAUACAUGUGCUAUAGAAAACGGACAGGGUUCAAAUGUACUCGUAAACAAACGCCAGUGUGAACCUCAAGGCCUAAUGAGGAAGUCUAUAGUGGAGUUUUAUUGUAUUGGAACGCCAUAUGAGGAAGGCUGUUCAUCCAAUAUAGCUUUUAACAAAUCUACAUCUAUGUCGACUCUGUGGACGGAUUGGGGAGAACCAUACAUAUAUAGAUCUCCCCUUGGUGUAGACGGUGACACAACACAAGAUAAAUAUGCAGCUACAUGCUUUGUUACUGACUAUGAAGUAGGACCCUGGUGGAGAGUCGACUUGGGGCUGUGUGACAGAGCACAUGACCUGGUUCUAUCUGUUGGUGUGACGGAAUCCGGCUUAUUUGUCCAGUAUUAUUUACCAUUCCUUUUUAGCACCUACCCAUUUACGUUCAUCAGCAGUACAGUCGCAAAAUUUGUCCAACUUGAGAUCAAUGCAACUUUUGCUGAGCACUUCCAUUUAUGCGAAGUUGAAGUGUACGGAGUUCCAGAAUGUGGAAGUCUACCAAAUCCAUCAAAUGGUUCAGUUUUUACCAUAGACACUACCCUCGACAACUAUGCUGAAUAUACGUGCAACACGGGGUUUGUUUUACUUGGAAACAGCGACAGGAAGUGUCAAUUAGACGGUACAUGGACAGGAAGUGAUCCAACAUGUGAGCCCGUGGACUGUGGUCUUUUGACAAGCCCUGAAAACGGUAUUGUAACUGUGUCGGGUUUAACAUACUUGAACAUAGCAACGUACAGCUGUUUAACUGGAUUUACUUUGACUGGGUCUGCCACGAGGAUCUGCAUGUCUGAUGGAAAUUGGAAUAGUUCUGCCCCGUCAUGCAAUCCUGUCGAUUGCGGCUUUUUGUCAAACCCUGAAAACGGAACUGUGUCAAUGUCUAGUUCAACAUAUAUGAGUACAGCAACGUACAGCUGUUUAACUGGAUUUAGUGUGACCGGAUCUGUCACGAGGAUCUGCAUGUCUGAUGGAAAUUGGAAUAGUUCUGCCCCGUCAUGCAAUUUUGUCGAUUGCGGCUCCUUGCCAAACCCUGAAAACGGAACUGUGUCAAUGUCUGGUUCAACGUAUAUGAGUACCGCAACGUACAGUUGUUUUACAGGAUUUAGUUUAAUUGGGUCUGUCACGAGGAUCUGCAUGUCUGAUGGAAAUUGGAAUAGUUCUGCCCCGUCAUGCAAUCUUGUCGACUGCGGCUCUUUGUCAAACCCUGAAAAUGGAACUGUGUCAAUGUCUGGUUCGACGUAUAUGGGUACAGCAAUGUACAGUUGUUUAACUGGAUUUACUUUGAAUGGAUCAUCUGCUAUGAUCUGCAUGUCUGAUGGAAAUUGGAACAGCACUGCCCCGUCAUGCAAUCCUGUUGACUGUGGCUCCUUGUCAAGCCCUGCCAACGGAACUGUAUCAAUGUCUGGUUCAACAUAUAUGAGUACAGCAACGUACAUUUGUUUUACAGGAUUUAGUCUGACCGGGUCUGUCACGAGAAUCUGCAUGUCUGACGGAAAUUGGAACAGUUCAGACCCAUCCUGCUUGACUUUAACAUCAGUGAGCACAAAUACGUCAGCAUCUUUGUCAACUCCGAACGCUUUAAUCUCAGGAACAUUCACUACAACAUUGUCGUCUGCAACAACCAUGCCAAACCCGCCGAGGAUAUAUAUUAUGCCAUGUAUUUGUUACCCUAACAAAACUUUUACAGGUUUGACUCGGGAGGAAAUUAUCUUAAAACUCAUCACAGAAACUGAAAUAGACCACAAAGCCACGACAUUGUCAAAAUCCAAACUAAUUUGCAGAGAAGAUUCCAGGAAAUCAUCAAAGAUAAUGGGGGCAGUCGGGGCGAGUGUUUUAAGUACAGUAUUCGGACUAAUUUUUUGUUCAGACCUGGUUACGUUGUUGAUUAAACUAAAAUCUGUUUGUACUUUGAAUAAGGUGGCAGCGAACGUUUAGCACUCAGAUAGUUAAUGUUUCUUAUUUGGUUAGUAAGCCAACCUUCAAGAGCCUAACACGCUAUAUAUCUGUGAUAUUUUAUAGCCCUAAUCGAAAGGUCUUGAAAUCAUGAGUAUACAGAAAAAGUGUUUACAUGUAAUAUUUUGGAACUGGUUGAAGAAGAUCGUUUAUUUUAACAGAAUAGAAUUGAAAAUAUACCUUUCUGAACGUUAAAAACAAUAAUGAUUAAAAAGCGAAACAAAAGAAACUUCAAUUUAGAGAUAUACUUACGGGCAGUGUAGUUGUGAAUAAUUAGAAAUUUACUUUGAAUAUAAAAAUACAUUUAAAAUAUG
This is a messenger RNA of Mercenaria mercenaria, 2345 nucleotides long. RefSeq names its product CUB and sushi domain-containing protein 1-like. The record is from RefSeq and is a predicted model, not a curated record. The transcript has 5 exons. NCBI's taxonomy places the organism in Eukaryota, Metazoa, Mollusca, Bivalvia, Venerida, Veneridae. The coding region runs from base 1 to 2013 and encodes 670 amino acids.